This is a messenger RNA of Mauremys reevesii (Reeves's turtle), 1056 nucleotides long. Its product is annotated as basic proline-rich protein-like. Bases 1 to 1056 code for a protein of 351 amino acids. Lineage: Eukaryota; Metazoa; Chordata; Testudines; Geoemydidae. The record is from RefSeq and is a predicted model, not a curated record. The transcript is spliced from 4 exons.
AUGGGUGAGCGGCUCAGCGGCAGCGAGACCCGCAGCCACACGCCCUCCCCGGGCCGCGUUCCCUGCCAGCUGCACCCGGAGAUAAAGGGGGCCAAGGCCGGCCUGGAGCACAGGGCCCGGGGUGUCGCUGGCGGCUCACCGGAAAUCACAGGCUGCGGGCAGAGCGCCAGGCGGCGGCGCCCGGAGCAGCCCGGCGGCGUGUGCGGGACAAAGGGCGGCGCAGCCCGGAUCGGCGGGCGGGAUCCUGCGCCCCGGGGAGUCCGUGCGCCCCAGAUCCUGCGCCCCGGAUCCUGCAUCCCCAGGAGGGACCGUGCGCCCCAGAUCCUGGGGCCCGGGAGGGACCGUGAGCCCCGGAUCCUGCAUCCCCUGGAGGGACCGUGCGCCCCGGAUCCUGCGCCCCCAGGGGGGUCCGUGCGCCCCGGAUCCUGCAUCCCCUGGAGGGACCGUGAGCCCCGGAUCCUGCGCCCCCAGGAGGGACCGUGCGCCCCGGAUCCUGCGCCCCCAGGAGGGACCGUGAGCCCCGGAUCCUGCGCCCCCAGGAGGGACCGUGCGCCCCGGAUCCUGCGCCCCCAGGGGGGUCCGUGCGCCCCGGAUCCUGCGCCCCGGAUCCUGCGCCCCGGGAGGGACCCUGCGCCCCGGAUCCUGCGCCCCCAGGAGGGACCGUGCGCCCCGGAUCCUGCGCCCCCAGGAGGGACCGUGCGCCCCGGAUCCUGCGCCCCGGGGGGGUCCCGGCGCCCCUGGAGGCGGCCGCAGGUGACCAUGUCGUCGAUGGACCCCCUGCCCCCCGCCCUGCCCCCCGCCCAGAAGCCCACCCGCAUCACGAAGGCCCGGCCCCCCUCCUGGUCGCGGCCCAGCCCGGCCCCCCGCCUGGACCCGCCCCCCGGCAGGGAGCAGCCCCCGGGCAACGUGCGCCAGAUGGUGGGUCGCUUUGAGCCCCGGGUGGGCGGGGGCCCCGCGCCCAGCCCCCCCCCGGAGAACGGGGCCCAGCGCCCCCCGCAGGCACCCCCGGGGACGGAGCUCGCCCCGCCCCGCCCGAGGACGGCACCGUGGUCCUGA